UUCUCUGUUUUUCCCCUUCAAUUCAUUCCCUUCUUUUCUGUCUCUUCACUUUACCCCAUAGUUGAGAAAAUAAACCAAAACAAACCUUUCUCAAAUUCUCUCAACUUCAACAACAAAAACUUCACAAAUCACAAUUGCCAAACAAACAUUUUACUCUUUCACUUAUAGAACAUGAGCAAAGUAGUACCCAUUGCACAUUAUUAUUAUUACUACCUGGUAUGAAUCCCACCACCACUACAACCGACCCAACACAGCCACCACCACCACCACUUCCACCACCACAACCACCUCGUUCUUCCUUCAGUUGUGACAAACACCCACAUGAAGAUUUCACUGGUUUUUGCCCUGAAUGUCUCUUUGAACGCCUCACCACCUUAGAUAAUCCUUCCACUAACAACAACAACAAUAACAACAACCCUUCUUCUUCUUCUCGUAUCAAAUCCCUUUUCUCCAAAACUAAUCUUCCUCCUAAACCCUCAUCAAAACCCAGUUCUUUUUUCCCUGAACUUCGUCGUACUAAGUCAUUUUCAGCUUCAAGAAACGAGGGGUUGAGCUUAUUUGAGCCUCAACGUAAGUCUUGUGACGUUCGUGUUCGUAACACACUUUGGUCUUUAUUUUCUGAGACAAAAAACCCUCAUCCUGAGGAUAAUAGUGGAGGCGGCGUUCUUGCUAAUAAUCCUGUUAUCGAGUCUAAAGAAGAAGAAGAAGACGAACAAGUCAAUGUGGUGGUGAAUGAAAUAACUGAAGAAAUAACUGAAGAGUUUCAGUCCCCUUUGGAAAACAGUUUUGGCGGACAGGUCAUCAGUUCAGAAAUUGUGGAAGAAGAAGUGGUGAAUGGUGAUAUAUUAAUGCCAAUGAAAGAUCAUAUAGAUCUCGAUUCCCAAGCGAAAAAGCCUUCAAGGGAUUUGAAGGAAAUUGCAGGAAGUUUCUUAUCUGCAGCAUCUGUUUUCAGCAAGAAAUGGCAUCACUGGAGACGAAAACAAAAGGCGAAAAAACGAAACAAUUGUGAGAAUUCAUCUACAUUGUCAUUGGAAAAGCCCACCAUUUCAAGAAAAUUCAGGGAAACACAGUCAGAGAUUGCUGAUUAUGGGUUUGGAAGAAGGUCUUGUGAUACUGAACCUCGAUUUUCUCUCGAUAUUGGGAGGAUUAGUAUCGAUGAUCCGAGGUAUUCUUUCGAUGAGCCUCGAGCUUCUUGCGAUGUGCAUUUCAUGGGAAGGAACAUUCCUAGGGUGCCACCUAUGGUUUCAGUGAUAGAAGAUGCACCAGUAGUUGCACAGGUUCAACGGGCUGAUGACCAAAUUCCGGUUGAAGAAUCGCCUGUUUCAGCGAAUUGCAUUGGUGAGGAAACUGAUUUGCCUGGAGGGUCUGCUCAAACCAGGGACUAUUAUUUGGAUUCGUCUUCGAGGCGAAGGAAGAGUCUUGAUAGAUCUAACUCAAUAAGGAAAACAGCAGCAGCUGUAGUAGCAGAAAUUGAUGAGAUGAAAGCAGUGUCUAAUGCUAAAGUUCAGCCUGAGAGGGAUUUGAAUUCGAUUUCGGUUUCAAAUCCCAAUUCUUUAAGGGAUGAUUACUCGGAGACGUUUGAGUUGACAGGGUUUAAGGAUAGUAGUGGUUCCGGGAUUGGAAAUGGGGAACGAAAAGGAUCGAAAAAGUCAAAGAAGUGGGCUUGGAAUAUAUGGGGUUUUAUACAUAAGAAAGGUAAUGGAAACAAAGAUGAGGAAGAUGACAGGUAUAGUAGAUCGAACGGGGUGGAGAGGUCGUUUUCAGGAUCUUGGAGAAAUGGUGAUUUAAGAGGGGGUCUUAAUAGGAAUAUGUUUAGGAGUAAUAGCAGUGUUAGUUGGAGAAACUCAACUAAUAUUGGUGGAUCUUUUGGAACUGUGAGGAAUCUUGGAAUUGAUACUAAUGGUAAUAGUAAAAAGAAAGAUGAUUUUGUGUUGGAGAGGAAUCGGAGUGCAAGGUAUUCGCCUAAUCAUGUAGAUAACGGGUUCUUGCGGUUCCAUUUUGCUCCCAUGAGAGGCAGCCGGAGAGGUUUACCAGCUCAAAAUAGGUCAAAUGGGAGGAGCGUACUUCGCCUGUACUAAGAUACAAGGAAUGCGAUUCAAGGCUUUAGACGUACUGCGAGUCGCUCAUCUUUCUUGGUAACAAGGGUGAGAAUGAAGUCAGUCCUGUUGUUGGUUAGAAGCUCUGUCGUAAUUCAGUCAGAGAAGGUUGGAAGAAAUCCAGUUUCCCUUGGUUGUUCCUGGAGAUCUGAACUUGCCGGAGAGCAUUGGAUGACAAAGAUGACAAAGAAUCAGAUUCCUUAGUUUGAAAAGACUGUUGUCUACACUGCUGAAGUUUCGAAUAGAGACUGAGUAGAAAUCCUGAAUCUUUCUUCCUUCUACUGUAGCAUUAUACAUAAACGUUUCACUCAAUUGGUAUAUGUAGUACAAUCCCUUCAUUGUUCAGAGGAUAUGAGUUUGGUCAGUUAUAUAGCUUUACAGCUUAAUACUUGCUUGGGGUCUGUAUCUUUCGAUGGGUUAUUGGUUUAAUGUAAAAGUGAUAAAUUGGUGUGGCAAUGAAAAGUCUUACUAGUAUUAUUUGUCAUCUUAGAU
Messenger RNA from Lycium ferocissimum, 2588 nucleotides. Its product is annotated as protein OCTOPUS-like. The record is from RefSeq and is a predicted model, not a curated record. Gene Ontology annotation, cellular component: plasma membrane. The coding region runs from base 219 to 2078 and encodes 619 amino acids. The transcript is spliced from 2 exons. Lineage: Eukaryota; Viridiplantae; Streptophyta; Magnoliopsida; Solanales; Solanaceae.